Messenger RNA from Anthostomella pinea, 294 nucleotides. The record is from the annotation of a GenBank genome assembly. NCBI's taxonomy places the organism in Eukaryota, Fungi, Ascomycota, Sordariomycetes, Xylariales, Xylariaceae.
AUGUCGGAAGCCUACGAGCGCGAGCGCCAGAACAACGCGCGGCUGGAGGAGCUGUCGGCCAAGGUGUCGUCGCUGCGCGGCGUGACGGUGGACAUAUACGACAACGCGCGGGAGCAGGGGGUCCUCGACAACACGACCGAGACCUUCUCCACCAUGUCCUCACAACUCAAAGGCUCCGCCGGCCGCCUGGGCCGCAUGGCCGCCUCGGGUAACAAGGUCGCCAUCUUCAAGCUGUCGGGCAUCGCCAUCGGCACCUUCCUCGUGCUGUACUACCUCGCGAAGUGGUUCCUGUAG